AUGAUUCCCACGCAUCGAUCGCCGGUGCGAUACGUCCGAGACGUGGGAGAGAUCACGGCGCAGUACGAGGUGCUCGAGAAGAUUGGGAGCGGUGGGUUCAGCACCGUGGCCCGGGCGCGCGAGCGCGCGAGUCUUCGCGAGGUGGCGAUAAAGGUGGUGGAUAAGACGAAGUACGCGGCGGGGGACGUGAGCUUCGAGCGCGAGGUGGAGGUGUUGAGUGGGAUCCGACACCCGAAUGUCGUGGAGUUGUACGCGACGUACGUCACCGAGCGAAACGUCUUCAUGGUGUGCGAGUUGGUUCGCGGAGGGGAGUUACUCGAGCGCGUGAGUCAGGCGGGAUCGUUCACGGAGGACGAGGCGAGGGUGGUCAUAACGCAGGUCUUGAGAGCGGUGGCGCACAUGCACGCGCAUAACGUGGUGCACAGAGAUUUAAAGUUGGAGAAUAUUUUGUUAUCCGACGAGCGCGACGCGCGCGGACGAAGCGGCGCGGUGAAGUUGAUCGAUUUCGGCUUGGCGCGGUUCAGAGAGGCGAACGCGCCUUUGCGAACGAUAUGCGGUUCGCCACUGUACAUCGCGCCGGAGAUUUUAGAGCUCGAGACGUCGGCGAACGAGGAGCAGUGUUACUCCACGGCGUGCGACAUGUGGAGCGUCGGCGUCAUCUUGUUCGCCCUGUUAUCCGGGUACUCGCCGUUCGAUCACGAGGACGAGGCGCAAUUGUAUCAAAACAUACGGAACGGGAUCUAUCACCUCGAACCCGGGGUUUGGGAUUUCAUCUCCAAUCCCGCAAAGUCUCUGGUGGCGGGAUUGUUGGAGACGGAUCCCAAGGAACGGUUGAGCGCCGAGCAGGCGCUCGCGCACGAGUGGAUCGUCGCCGCCGGCGCCGGCGCGACCACGGUCUCGAGCUCGGGCGGCGAUGCUUCAGACUCGGGGUGUCAAGCGCCGACGCAAUUGGACAUCGACCGCGCCGAGCGAUUGAAGCACCAGGCUGAGAUUAUUCGUCAGGUGAGAGAGGAAGAGGCGCUCGCGCUGAAACAGGCGAACCGCACGCUCACCGGAGGCAAGCCGCCGACCGAGGUGUUCACUUUCCCCGGCGGCGGCGCCGCGUGA
Ostreococcus tauri is the source of this 1107-nucleotide messenger RNA. Its product is annotated as Calcium/calmodulin-dependent/calcium-dependent protein kinase. Gene Ontology annotation, molecular function: ATP binding; protein kinase activity. The coding region runs from base 1 to 1107 and encodes 368 amino acids. Lineage: Eukaryota; Viridiplantae; Chlorophyta; Mamiellophyceae; Mamiellales; Bathycoccaceae. The transcript has a single exon. The record is from RefSeq and is a predicted model, not a curated record. Gene Ontology annotation, biological process: protein phosphorylation.